GAGUAAGAACUGGGUUAAAGGGUUCUACGGAACUGAACUUCCUAUACCUAUUGUUCCUACACGGAAAGGCCUGAAGGACCAACCGGAAGUCCUGGUUCAAACGCCACACUGCGAGCAUCCUGGGGGCCGGAAGGAGGUGGAAACUCCUGCAUCCUACUGGAGUGCCCGCAGACGCGCGUGGCUGUUAUAGAGGCUUGUUGCUGGAGCGCGUGGCUCGUGCGCGGAAGUCAGAAGUGACCGAAAGCCAGACGUCGCUGUAGAAGCUGAGACCGCGAGCUAUGGUGGGGAGAUCCCGGCGGCGCGGAGCGGCCAAGUGGGCAGCUGUGCGAGCUAAGGCAGGUCGCGACCCAGCGGACGAAAAUGAUGACAAUUUGGAAUCUCCACCCUCACCAGCGGACUCCAGCUACUACCAAGAUAAGGUAGAUGAUUUCCAUGAGGCCCGAUCUCGGGCUGCCUUGGCUAAGGGAUGGAGCGAAGUGGAGAGUGGGGCCGAGGAGGAGGAUAGCGAUGAGGAGGAGGUUCUUGCCCUAGAUAUCGCCGAUGAGGACGAUGAAGAUGAAGAGAGUGCGGGGAAUGAGGAGGAGGAUGAUGAUGAUGGUGGGAGCUCCAUGCAGAGUGAGGCUGAGGCCUCGGUGGAUCCCAGUUUGUCGUGGGGUCAGAGGAAAAAACUUUACUACGACACGGACUAUGGUUCCAAGUCCCGAGGCCGGCAGAGUCAACAAGAAGUAGAGGAAGAGGAAAGAGAGGAGGAAGAGGAGGCACAGCUCAUUCAGCGGCGUUUAGCCCAAGCUCUGCAAGAGGAUGAUUUUGGAGUUACCUGGGUGGAGGCCUUUGCAAAACCAGUACCUCGGGUAAAUGAGGUUGAGACACGGGUCGUGAAGGAUUUGGCGAAAGUUUCAGUGAGAGAGAAGCUGAAGAUGCUGCGAAAGGAAUCGCCAGAGCUUUUGGAGCUGAUAGAUGACCUGAAAGUUAAGUUGACAGAGUUGAAGGAUGAGCUGGAGCCAUUGCUACAGUUGGUGGAGCAAAAGAUCAUUCCACCUGGAAAAGGAAGCCAAUACCUGAGGACCAAAUACAACCUCUAUUUGAACUACUGCUCCAACAUCAGUUUUUAUCUUAUCCUGAAAGCUAGGAGAGUCCCUGCACAUGGACAUCCUGUCAUAGAAAGGCUUGUUACCUACCGAAAUUUGAUCAACAAGCUGUCAUUUGUGGAUCAGAAGCUGUCCUCUGAGAUUCGUCAUCUGCUCACACUUAAAGAUGAUGCUGGAAAGGCAGAACUGAAUCUAAAAGAAAAAUCCACAAAGGCCAAGCCAAAAUCUGUUUCUGCUGUUGCUGCCUCCGCUGUUACAGACCUUUCUGAUGAUUCUGAUUUUGAUGAAGCUGCACUGAAAUACUAUAAAGAAAUAGAAGACGGACAAAAAUUGAAGAGAAAGAAAGAAGAUAGUACUGAAGAACAGGCUCUUGAAGUUCAAAAUGCAAAGAGAGCCAUUACUUAUCAGAUUGCUAAAAAUAGGGGGCUUACACCUAGGAGAAAGAAGAUUGAUCGGAAUCCCAGAGUGAAACACCGGGAGAAGUUCAGAAGAGCCAAAAUUCGCAGAAGAGGGCAGGUUCGUGAAGUUCGUAGAGAAGAGCAACGUUAUAGUGGUGAACUAUCUGGCAUUCGUGCAGGGGUUAAAAAGAGCAUUAAGCUUAAAUAAAGUUUUUGCUUGGCUUAAGUUUUUUGGCAAUAAUUUUGGAUCAAUAAAUUUUUAUUUUUAACUGGUGA
This is a messenger RNA of Delphinapterus leucas (beluga whale), 1762 nucleotides long. RefSeq names its product UTP3 small subunit processome component (gene UTP3). Lineage: Eukaryota; Metazoa; Chordata; Mammalia; Artiodactyla; Monodontidae. Gene Ontology annotation, cellular component: small-subunit processome; nucleolus. Gene Ontology annotation, biological process: maturation of SSU-rRNA from tricistronic rRNA transcript (SSU-rRNA, 5.8S rRNA, LSU-rRNA). The record is from RefSeq and is a predicted model, not a curated record.